Messenger RNA from Coregonus clupeaformis (lake whitefish), 1460 nucleotides. Its product is annotated as transcription cofactor vestigial-like protein 3. Lineage: Eukaryota; Metazoa; Chordata; Actinopteri; Salmoniformes; Salmonidae. The record is from RefSeq and is a predicted model, not a curated record. Gene Ontology annotation, cellular component: nucleus. The annotation marks the transcript as partial. Gene Ontology annotation, biological process: regulation of transcription by RNA polymerase II. The transcript is spliced from 3 exons.
GAGAAGGGGGUCCGACAAGGCCUGGAGGGUUCUGGGCUGGGGGGCUUUGGGGGCUCUUGGGGGUCUGGGAAGGACAGCCAGCCGGCUGAGGCAGAGUACCUGAGCUCCAGGUGUGUCCUGUUCACCUAUUUCCACGGCGACAUCGGGGAUGUGGUGGAUGAGCAUUUCUCCAGGGCUCUGAGCCAACCCAGCACCUUCACUGGAGAGACCAAGACCUCCAGGUGCCCCCCCAUACACACCUCUGCCUCGGCUGGACUGUGGAAAGAGGGCCAGUGUAGUUCUCUGUCCUCUUCUCUGUGGGGUGGUGGUUACCAGUCCCAGACCAGCCCCUGUCUGUCCAUUCACCCAGACUUCUCCCCCAGCCCUGCAGCCUUCCAUGCCCCAGACAUAGCUCUCUGGACAGGCCACGCUCUGCCCCAGCCCAGCCAACCUCCUCCAACCUCUCUCCCUGACCCCUGGGCCUACAGCCUCAGCCCCCAGACCUCCGCCAGCUACACACACAUCCACGACGUCUACCCACACACACACCCUCACACACACAUGCACCCCCGGCACACACACCCAGUAUUACAUUCCCUCCCGUCCCAUGGCCCAGGCCUAGAACCCAGGUUCAGCACUCUGCUCCUGCCUGGUGUGAAGACUCAGAGCCCCCUAGCCCACAGCCCUGUGGGACACAGCACACACAGUACUACACACAGUACCACACACAUCAGCCAGAGCCCAGGGAUACACAGCGAUGUGAAGACAGAGGUGGAGCAGGCCAGCCCCAGCCCCCCCACCCUGACCCCCUCAGCCUGGCCCGCAGCUCUACACACACCCCUGGAUAUCUACGACUCAGGUCUGGAUCAGGACAAAGUGAAGGCUGUUUGGUUCUGAGAGAGAGGAUAUGAUAUCACAGUGACAUCACCCUGUCACUGAGCUGUGAUCAGCUCUAAUAGAACCUCCUGGAACCACAUUUUUUGUGGACUCAUUCUCUAGAAGACUCUCCGCUCACUAGAAGAACUCAGAACUCCAGGGUGGUUUUAGGUUUCUCAGAAAGCCCUCUGGAGAAGUAUAGACUACUCUUCAUGCCUCACAAUCCACCAGGGAUACUUCAGAUCACUCUUUGGCAAAAUAGUUGUUCCUAAUUUGUACCAAAAGUAUUAGCUGGCUGUUUGGGAACUAGUAUACCACAUGAUGGUUCUGUUUAAAGAAUGUAGUUUGUGGGAACACCGCUCAGCCAAGCCUCUUUCUGAUCUUUUAAUAUAGUGCUAUGUGUGUAACUAGCUGAAUGUGUGUAAUUGACUGAAAUAUAUUUUGUAUAUAGUACUGUGAUCUGAAGUGAUUGUCAUUUACAUAAAGUGUUUGAUUGUUCCUAAUUGUUUUUCACCAACCCUGUGUUGUCAUGUUCCCUGGUGUUCUGUAUGUGUGGAGAAAUGUAAUUAUUGAUGUGUAAUAAAUUGCUAAGUUCUAUUGGCAAA